Molecule: messenger RNA, 1618 nt
Organism: Suncus etruscus (white-toothed pygmy shrew)
Lineage: Eukaryota; Metazoa; Chordata; Mammalia; Eulipotyphla; Soricidae
Gene: UBXN6
Product: UBX domain protein 6
Exons: 11
Coding region: 80-1387 (435 amino acids)
Cellular component (GO): cytoplasm
Molecular function (GO): protein binding
Source: RefSeq, a predicted model, not a curated record
CCCAAUCGGGCCCGGCGUCCCGCGACCCCCACGACCCCCCGCGACCUCCCGCGACCCCCCGGGGCUCCCCGCCGCCGCGAUGAAGAAAUUCUUCCAGGAGAUCAAGGCCGACAUCAAGUUCAAGAGCGCCGGGCCCGGACAGAAGCUCGCAGAAGACAAGGCUCCUAAAGAGAAGCCGAGCCAGCCAGUCCAUAAGCCGGCCCGACAGGGCCCCACAGAUGAAGCGCAGAUGGCGGCGGCCGCAGCACUGGCCCGACUGCAGCAGCAGCAGCCCAAAUCCCGGGGCCCCACGUCCCAGGACUCCAUUCGGAACCAGGUGAAAAAGGAACUUCGGGCUGAGGGGGCCAUUACUGGAAGUUUGGAGGCCCCGGGACCUAAUGUGGUGUCUGAACCCAAAGAAGGUCCGAGCCACCUGGCAGUGUCUGGGGUCUACUUCACGUGCCCGCUCACAGGGGCCACUCUGAAAAAGGACCAGCGGGAGGCCUGCAUCAGAGAGGCCAUCCUCUCGCAUUUCUCCACCGACCCCGUGGCCGCCUCCAUCAUGAAGAUCCACACGUUCAACAAGGACCGAGAGCGGGUGAAGCUGGGCGUGGAGACCAUCGCUAAGUACCUGGAUAACAUUCACCUGCACCCCGAGGAGGAGAAAUACCGCAAGAUCAAGCUGCAGAACAAAGUCUUCCAGGAGCGCAUUAACUGCCUGGAAGGGACCUGCGAGUUUUUCGAGGCCAUCGGCUUCCAGAAGGAGCUGCUGCCCGUCCCGGACCAGGACCCGCAGGAGUUCUACGUGCUGAGCGAGGAGGCGCAGCCGCAGAGCCUGGAGCGGCACAAGCAGCAGCUGCUCAACGCCGAGCCGGUGCGCGCGCUCCUGGCCCGCCAGCGCCGCCUCUUCCGACCGUCGCCGCUGGCCGCGCAGUUCCAGCUGCCCGGGGACUUCUUCAGCCUCACGGCCGAGGAGAUCAAGCGCGAGCAGAGGCUCAGGUCCGAGGCGGUGGAGCGGCUGAGCGUGCUGCGCACCAAGGCCAUGCGGGAAAAGGACGAGCAGCGGGACCUGCGCAAAUACACCUAUACGCUGCUGCGAGUGCGCUUCCCUGACGGCUGCUUGCUCCAGGGGACCUUCUAUGCCCGGGAGCGGGUGGCCACCCUGUUCAGCUUCGUGCGGGAGGUUCUGCAGAAUGACUGGCAGCCCUUCGACCUGCUGGCGUCAGGCGGGCAGAAGCUGUCGGAGGAGGAGAACUUGCCCUUCACCGAGUGCGGGCUGGUGCCCUCGGCCCUGCUGACUUUCUCCUGGGACGCGGCGGUGCUGGAGGACAUCAAGGCAGCAGGGGCACAGUCGGCCACAUCCAUCCUCAAGCCCGAUCUGCUCGAGGCCCUAGAGCAGCUGGUGUGAAUAAAGCAGGGAGCGGGGGGCCUCCCUUGCCUGGGUCUGUCCAUGAGCCCCUCUCCGUUCCUGCUGCACCCUAGAUCUCAGAGAACGGCCUUGGUAGGGCGCUGUGCCUAGCGUUGACCUGAACUUGGGGAGCCAGGAAUGGAGGGGCCUGGGCAGCACAGCUGGCCCUGAGGCUGCCCGCGGGGAAUACUGGUGACGAGAAUAGUUGAUAUUUAAGUAUCGGAAUAAAAG